AUGUUUGUGACGAAACUGCUUGCUGAAAUACAGUCAACACGAAAAUAUGAAUGAGUCCAGGCAGCCAUCCCUGUUCUUUAUCAUACUUCCAGAUUUACACAAAGUCUGUGCUGUCCAGAUAAAAUUGAGUAGCAGGAUGGCAGAAGCAGAGAUUAGGAGUACACAGAUCAAGAUGUGCAGGCAGCUGCUACUGCUUCAUGAAGAUGUUCUUACAGCACCUGUGCCUGGAAUAUUAAACCAAAUCUGGGUAGUGAUGUCGAUACCGUUUUUCAAAUCUGGGAGACUUCAUGCCUAUAUUGAAAAAUAUGGAGCUAAGAUGGAGACUCCACGAAGAGUAAUUCCUGUAAUUCUUCAGAGCUGCCUUUCAUAUUCACUCAGCGCGAGACUUGCUCCAGCCUGGAAUAGAACAGGUCAUCUCUUGGUACAAGGAAGAGAUUUUCUUUCUCAUGUGGGAAAGCAAAGUGCUGUUGUAUUAGACAUCAACGUAACAGAAACACAAGUUUGUUUAAGUAUAGACGUCUAUACUAUCAGAUUGCCACCGCCUGAGCUACAGGAGUUUGAUAUUUCUCAGCAUGUUGUAGAGGAUUUUCAUACCAACCAGAAUGCUGUCAUUGAGAGACAUUCCAUUUUAAGCAACUGGUGCUACAUUUUGCCAAGUAUGAAAAUGGGACAGAUAAUAAACGUUCUUCAUACUCCACCACCUGACUGUCCCUUCCGUUCCUUCGACGAUUUCCGGAGGCACUGGGAUGACCUGUACGGCUAUAAACUUCCGGAAGACCAUGGAGACCUGAAAACAUACUGUAGCAUCUACUUCAGAAUGGCCAAAGAAAGGACCUUCACGUACCCUCUCAGCUGCAUCAGGAGUCAGCCCAUCCAGUUCUUCCCGAGGGUGGAUUUGGAAGGCGUGCUGAAAAGCUUUCUUUCAGACUUAAAAUCUAAACUGCCUCAUAUAUGUGGAUUUCCCAUAAAGAUGACAAGCAAGCCUUGCUACUACACACAGGAGCUAAGCAGACCACAGACACAGGAAAACAAAGUCAAACCCCCCAAUCUGACGACGAAAAGCCACUUCAGAGCGGCUCUGACUCAAGCCUCUUUGCUGAAGCCCUCAGGGGCGCUACCUUUAGUCCCACAGCCAACAGCAGCCAACCACAAGGUGGAGCCUUUGGUCAGCCAGCAGCGCUCAGGCUUGUCCUCAGCAGGCCGCUUCCAGCCAGGGUCUCCGCAGGACAGAAAGCCCGCCAGGCCUCUCAGGGCGCCACCCCUACGUGUGGGGCAGUCAAAACCCAGCAGUGAAAAUACACAGACUCAAUGCGAUAAUCUUUGCUCACAAAGUAAGAGGGCCCCGGCGUUCAUACCAGUUUUCAAAAGGAAAUCUGAGCAAGUGAGCAAAGACAUCUCAACACUUGGCAGCGUGAAAAGAAAACAGAGCGCGGUUACACAACCGACCCUACUGGCGCCGAAAACCAGCGUAACCCAGUGGGGCAAACCAAGCUUAGGUUCAGCUCCGAGAAAAAGACCAGAAAGUAACAUUCAAAUCCAGGCUAGGAAUUUAAGUCAGAAGAACGUCAGACCUCUGCUAGGGAAAAGCUCUGAGUUGUGUGAGCCUGAGGGGAAACGUCCCUCUUCUGAGGUGGAGCGGGCUGCGCACCUCACUGAAGGUGGGCCACUGUCUACCAACACCAUGACACAAAUAUCAGAUAGUAGUUUAAGUGUGGUAAAAAGUGCUGGUGACAGCCACACUGGCAGAAAAUGCAAUUUAACAAGCAGAUUUAUAACACAAAUUUUGGGGAAAAGCCAUGAGUCACUAAGACUCAAAAGCCAGCCACACAUUUUUGAAUCAGACUUAGAAACGGGAGACUCCCAACUGCAACAGCAACAGUUAGCAGAUCAAACUGAAGAAGCUGACGCAGCCGAACAUGGCCUAAUAGAGGGCAAAGCAUCCCAGAAACACAGACGGAAACUAAGCCUUGAGUCUUCACAAUCUUCUACAAAGCAUCGUUCUAAUGCCGCACAUCAGAGGCAAUCUGGUUCUUCUAGGAAACAGGUACCUAACACAACAAAACCUAAGAAGUCCUUCAGAAUUCCUGAGGCCGAGUACAGUGUGGAACCACCCACCAGGGAUGAUCUCCCAGAGCACAGAUGAAGUUUUCCAGACACGGCCUAUGGGUGAGACGCAGGCUGUGUGUGCGGCCCUGGGGCUUCCUGCUUCACUCGGCUCUUUUCUUCUCAGUUUUUGCACAGUGUUUUAUUGAGUGUGGAAAUGCCAUGGUUGACUAGCUCCCUAUUGAUGUUACUUAAGUUGUUUACAAACUUUCAGUAUUGUAAGGCAUGUAAAUUGUUCUAUACAGAAUGCUGCAAGUUACUGAAGUUUCUUAUAUGGUACAUUAUUAUUUUAAAGAAGGAGUUUCACUCUGUAGCCCCAGCUUGCCUGGAAUUGCUAUAAAGAUCAGGCUGACCUCAAACUCACAGAGAUCUCCCUGCAUCUGCCUCCCCUGUACCACCUUAUCCAAUGUAGUGUUGGCUCCGGGGAUUUCACAAGGAUGGAAGGAGAAACCACCAAGUCUUUUAAACCAGGAGCAAACUUUAUUCCAGGAAAAGAAAAAGGGAAAAUCUCUGCGGGGCACAAAAACGUAUCAGCUAUAGCAGUGACCAUAGCCAGACUGGGAUUCUGAGACUGUGGCCACGGGCAGUUUCCAAACUCCACUUUUUAUAGCAAGAAGCAAGCAUUAGGCAUGAAGAAAAGAAUUUUUAUAAUCCCGAGGUAAAACUCAGAUACAAAGUGCUUUUUUCUUUUACAGUUUCCAUUAGCAAGGUUUUUCAGUCAAACUAGUGUUUGUAUUUAGCCUGUUGUUUCUCUCUGGCACUUUCUGAUGGUGUUUACCAAAGCUCUGCGCUGCCCCUGAUACUGCCAGUUUUGCUUAGCAGGAAGGGUAUGGGACAAUGCACAACCAAGAAGUCAGGCACACCCCAUCAUUUAAAAGUUAACUCAGCUCACAUCAGUUGCUGGU
Myodes glareolus (Bank vole) is the source of this 3008-nucleotide messenger RNA. NCBI's taxonomy places the organism in Eukaryota, Metazoa, Chordata, Mammalia, Rodentia, Cricetidae. The record is from RefSeq and is a predicted model, not a curated record.